AUGGUCGAUCCAAGCGAGUAUACCGUCGGCUGGAUCUGCGCGAUCACUGCCGAAUACGUCGCUGCUCAGGCAUUUCUUGACGAAAAGCACGAAAAUCCAGCAUAUUUAUCCCCACAAAAUAAAAAUGACUACAUAUUAGGCCGAAUUGCGGACCAUAACGUGGUCAUUGCUGUACUACCAAUCGGCGAAUAUGGCACCUCCUCAGCAGCGCGCGUGGCAGAAACCAUGCUGCACAGCUUUCCGAACGUCCGAAUUGGCCUGAUGGUCGGCAUCGGCGGCGGUGCGCCAAGUACAGACCAUGAUAUUCGACUUGGGGAUGUCGUCGUUAGUACCCCCUCGAAUAGCCAUGGGGGUGUAUUUCAGUAUGACUAUGGCAAGACCAUCCAAGGUGAAACAUUUUGCCCGACAGGCUACCUAGACCAGCCGCCCGCAGUUUUGCGCGCAGCUGUCAAUGGGCUUCAGGCGCGAUAUGAGAUCGAAGGUCAUUAUUUAGCAGAUAAUAUUGAUCACGUCCUGGAAAGAAACCCAAGAUUGCGAAGGAAAUACGGACAACCGGGUCCAGCCAGUGAUCGGCUGUACCAAAGUCAUAUUGUUCAUCCUCUAAACAACAAAUCUAAUUGUACCGUAAGUUGCGGGGAUGAUCCCUCUACCCUCGUGCUGCGAAACCCCCGUACAGAAGAAGAAGACAACCCGAUGGUUCAUUAUGGGCUGGUCGCUUCCGCGAAUCAGUUAAUGAAAGAUGCCUGCAUUAGGGAUAAGCUGAUCAUGGAGAAGGAUAUUCUAUGUUUUGAAAUGGAGGCGGCCGGGCUGAUGAAUCACUUCCCCUGCCUAGUCAUUCGUGGUAUUUGUGACUAUUCGGACUCCCAUAAAAAUAAGGCAUGGCAAGGGUAUGCGGCAAUGGCAGCGGCUGCUUACACGAAAGACCUAUUGUGUCGGAUCUCUCCUCAACAUGUGCAGGCAGAGAAGAAGAUCAUAGAGAUUCUCUCCACUGUGAGAACGAUUAAUGAGACAACCCAAGAUAUCGAUCGUGGGGUCAAAAGGUUACGCCAGCUCGGUGAUGACCGAGAAUACCAAGCUGUUAUUGAUUGGCUUACACCAGUAAAUUAUGCUCUCCAACAGAACGAUUUCAUUGCCCGGCGGCAGGAAGGAACUGGGGAGUGGUUUCUGAAUUCAACUGAAUUCAAGCAAUGGCUUAGCCAAAGCAAACAGAGCCUAUUCUGUCCCGGUAUGCCCGGAGCAGGUAAAACCAUGAUCACCGCAACUACCAUCGAUCAUCUUUACCGUGAAUACCGGAAUAAGCCUAUGACUAGCAUCACCUAUAUCUAUUGCAAUUUCCGACAGCAGCACGAACAGCGGUACACCGACCUUCUUUUAAGCCUGUUGAAGCAGCUUGUCCAAGGACAGCCUUUUAUUCCCAAUGUAGUCAGAAUACUUUACGAUGAAUGCAAGCGAAGAGAAAGUCGACCGACUCACGAAGGAAUUCUAAGCACCCUGUACAGUGUCGCUGGCUCUUACUCGAGAAUUUUCAUCGUCAUCGACGCACUGGACGAAUGUCAGGUCUCCAAUGAAGAUCGGGCAAGAUUUCUCCACCUAAUAUUCGGUAUACAGGAAAGGACCAAGGCGAACAUCCUUGUAACUUCGCGUUUUGUCCAUGAGAUUGAAAAAAGAUUUGAGAAAAGCAUCAGGCUGGAGAUCCGGGCUAGCGACAUAGACGUGCAGCGAUAUCUUGAACGGCGGUUGCAGAGUUUUCCGUCCUUCGUUUUACAUAACCCUACUCUGCAAGCAGAGAUUAAGACCAAACUUGCUCGGGCAGUUGAUGGAAUGUUUCUUCUCGCAAAGCUUUAUGUUGACUCAUUGGUCUAUAAAACAACACCUAAGGCCAUAAGGGGUGUGCUUGCAGAGCUUGAGGCUACAUCCGCGGAAAGUUUAAAGAACGGCCAGAAGCCCAAGGUUCUGGACUAUGCAUAUAAUCAAGCCAUGGAGCGAAUUCGCGGCCAAGCGCCAGAGCACCAGGAGCUUGCCAAUCGAGUCUUAUCAUGGAUUACCUGUGCUACAAGGAGCCUUAGAUUAUCAGAGCUACAGCAAGGACUUGGUAUUGAAUUCAACGCGCCAGAGCUUGAUAAAGAUAAUAUGCCAGAUAUUGGACAGGCUGUCUCAGUAUGUGCGGGCUUGGUGAUAGUAGACGAAAAGAGUGACGCAGUCCGGCUUGUCCAUUAUACAACGCAAGAGUAUUUUGAACGCACCUACAAGGAUUGGCUUCUUCAAGGGCACACUGACUUGACAAGAGCUUGCCUCACCUACUUAUCAUUCAAAAUUUUCGAUGGUGACCACUUGUUAACAUCAAUGAACCUCAUCAUGAGAGCGUGGUCAAAUCCUUUGUAUCGCUAUGCUGCAUUGAGUUGGGGAUACCAUGCCAGAAAGGCUUGCAUGGAAGAGGAUAAGUGUGUCUUAGACUUCAUCCAUAACACUGCCAAACUGUCCGUCUGCGGUCAAUUUAUCCUACAUAGCCAGCUUGGCAUUAGCCUUGGGAAUCCAGAUAUGGAAAGCAUGCACCUUACAGCGUGUCUAGGGCUCUCUAAGUCCAUGUCAAUUCUGUUAGAAGAAUCACAUGAUGUCGAUCCAAGAGACUCUUUUUACAUGACUCCACUACUGUGGGCCGCAAUUCAGGGCCACGAAGCAGUAGUAAAGCUACUUCUAGAAAAUGGUGCAAACGUCAAUUCAGCAGAUGCAUGGGGCAUGACUUCGCUGUCCCGGGCAGCCAAAGGGGGCCAUGAGGCUGUGGUUAAGCUCCUGCUGGAAUGGAAUGCUGAUACCGAGGAAAAGACACGUAAGGGUGACACACCUCUUAUUAUGGCCGCUGAAUAUGGCCAUGAGGCGGUGGUGCGAGUUCUACUAGACAGGAAUGCUGGUAUUGAAGCAAAGAACAAGUCCGGUUACACUGCGCUUCUAUUGGCAGUUCAAAAUGGGUAUGAUGCGGUUGCCAGUCUCCUGCUGGAGAAGGGCACCAAUACUGAAAUCAAGGGGUAUCUUGACAGAACUCCGUUACUAAUAGCCGUUGAAAAUCGCGAUGACACAAUGGUAAGGCUGUUGCUGAAGAAGAACCCCGAUAUAGAGGCAAGAGAUUCGGAAGGCCUGACCGCGCUCUCAUUAGCCGCUUGGAGCGGUGAUGAAGCGGUGGUGAGAUGUCUGCUGGAAAGGAAUGCCCAUAUAAAUUCGAGAUCUGUUAAGGGCUUUACUGCGUUCUAUUUAGCAUCAUAUGGUGGUCAUAAAGCCGUGGCAGACCUUCUUGAAGAGGCAGGAGCAUCGUAG
Aspergillus caelatus is the source of this 3309-nucleotide messenger RNA. RefSeq lists its product as uncharacterized. Gene Ontology annotation, molecular function: protein binding; catalytic activity. Lineage: Eukaryota; Fungi; Ascomycota; Eurotiomycetes; Eurotiales; Aspergillaceae. Gene Ontology annotation, biological process: nucleoside metabolic process. Bases 1 to 3309 code for a protein of 1102 amino acids. The record is from RefSeq and is a predicted model, not a curated record. The transcript is spliced from 3 exons.